AUGACGACCGUCAAACCUGAUCAAACUAGUUUAAUAGAUAAUCCGGAUGAAAUGGAAGCAAAUGAGGAACAAGAAGAGGAAGACGAUUUGGGGUCCACAUCAUCGGAUGAAGGUGAGAUGGAUGAUAAAAAUGGAAUUGUUAAUGAUGAACAACAGGAAGCUGAAUUAGAAAAAAUGAAAACAAGCAUCACUGAAAAUCCAUAUAAUUAUCAAUCAUAUUUAGAUUAUAUCGCAUUAUCAAAAAAAUACAAUAGUUUAGAUCAUAUUCGCUAUAGUCGUCAACAAAUGUCCGAUUUAUUUCCAUUAACUGAACAGUUAUGGUUAGAUUGGUUAAAAGAUGAAGAAGACUUAUUAAAAUCAUCGAUAGAUAUUGAAGGUGAUCGUCUCAAAUUAGUUCAGCUGUAUGAAAAAGCCAUCAAUGAUUAUUUAUCUAUUCGUAUAUGGCUACAAUAUUUACAAUUCAGUAUUGGUGAAAUGACCCGAAAACCUGAUGGUAUUGAUGCUAUUCGUAAUUUAUUUGAACGUUCAUUAAUUCCUGGUGGUUUACAUGUUCGAGACGGUAUACUCCUGUGGCAAGCUUAUUUAGAAGUUGAACAAGCAAUUCUCAUGGGUAUUGAAGUGAGUUUAACUGAACAACAAGAUACAAUAAAUAUUAAUUCUGAUUUAAACGAAAAAUUAAGUAAACAAGUUUUACAUGUAUUAAAUUUAUAUCGUCGUCAAUUGGGAUUACCAUUGAGACAUAUGUCAAAAACAUACGAUGAAUACAAUGAAUUUUGUCAGCAAUAUAAACUUUAUUUACCUCAUAAUUAUCAUUUAGAAUAUGAUUUAAAUUUGAAACAUGAUUAUGAUCAAGGUAUGAAACAAUUAGAAGAACGAGAAGUUUAUGAAGAACAGUUAAUAAGUGUAAAUGAUUAUGAAAAAUAUAUACAAUUUGAAUUAGGACAAAAAAAUUCAUCUCCAGCAAGAAUACAAUGUCUAUAUGAAAGAGCAAUUGUUGAUCAUUGUCUGAAUGGUGAUUUGUGGCUUCAUUAUCUUGAUUAUGUUGAUGAAAAUUUGAAAUCAAAAGAAUUUAGUGAAAAGUUAUUUGAACGUUCAUUACGAAAUUGUCCAUGGAUAAUUAAAUUAUGGAUAAAACAUGCACAAGCACUUGAGUUUUAUAACUAUGAGCAUGUAAAAAUAAAAUCUGUUUAUAAUCGUGCAUUUAAUAUGGGUUUACAAAACAUUCAUGAUUUCGUUGAAUUGUAUCUGUCAUUUAUACAUUAUCUUAGAAGACAAUAUCAAAAACAACAGCAACAACAUCAAAAUACUAUAAACAAUGGUAAUAAACAAGACGAACAACUUGUCGAUGAACUUCGUCAAAUAUGCGAAUCGGCUAGUGAUCAAUAUGAUGAACAUUUUUCACAAGAUGAAUCGUAUUUGUUUUAUAACUGUAAAUUCGAUAAAUAUUGGGCAUUUCUCGAAUGUAAAUAUUUUCAUCAAUUAGAUCAAGCACGAAAAAUAUGGAAUGAUCGAAUUUUACAAAAAGAAAAUAACACUCAUUUAUCUCAAUUGUGGUGCGAUUAUUAUGAAAUGGAACACAUUUAUGGUGAUGAUAAACAUUGUCGAAAAUUGUUAUACCGGGCAUUAAGCAAUUACAAGUAUAUGGAUCAACCGGAAGUGAUAUGUCAUUUGUUACUGAAACAUGAAGAAGAUUAUGGAACGUUAGAACAAUAUAAGCAAGCAAAACUGAAAACAAAUGAAAUAUUGAAAACGAUUCAUGUUCCGAAGAAGCAGCAACAAGAACAAAAACCAAGUAAAGGUAAACAACAACAGCAAAAACAGAAAAAAACACAACAAUCAAAUGCUAAACAGCCAAAACAAGAACGAAAGAAUCAGAAAAAAUCAAGAUCGUACGUUGAUAAUAACACAAUGGAUAUAACAGCAGCUACUACAACUGAAUCGAUUGAUGUUGAUAUGUCACCAUCAAAACAACAGCAACGUAAACGAAAGUUGUCUCCACAAGUUAGCGAAAGUAAUCACUUCACCCCAACAGUUCCGAAACCCGCAACCGUUGACAAUGACGUUUUUAAAAUUCCUGCUCUACCUGGACCAUCAUCUUCAUCUGUUCAAAAAAAAUUAAAGUCAAAUAAUCAACCUCAAACAACUACCACAUCAGCUAAUCAUCAAUCCCAACCACAUUCAGUGUCAGAUCUAAAUAGUUUAACAACCGUGUUCGUAUCAAAUUUACCCUAUGAUGUUAAUGAAGAUCAAAUUCAACAAGCUCUAUCAUCAGCUGGUAAAAUAAAAGAAGUACGACUGACUAAACAUUGGUCAGGAAAGUCAAGAGGAUUUGGCUACGUGGAAUUUGAAAAUGAACAUAGCUGUCGACAAGCAUUAAAAUUAGAUCGUACACUAGUCAAUGAACGUCCAAUGUUUGUUAGUCCAUGCGAAACGGAUAAAGACAAAUCAUUAGCAUCAUCGAAGUUCAAAUAUUCAACAUCAUUGGAAAAAAAUAAAUUAUUCAUAACAAAUUUACCAUUUACUAUUACAAAAGAACAAUUAUUGGAAAUAUUUUCAAAACAUGGACACGUCGAUGAUAUUCGUUUAGUAACAUUUCGUAGUGGAAAACCAAAAGGUCUUGCUUAUGUUGAUUAUGAUAAUGAACAAUCAGCAUCACACGCAAUUUUAAAUGUUGACGGAAUGACGAUAGAAGGCCAUUCAAUUAAAGUAGCUAUUAGUAAUCCACCACAAAGAAAACAACAACAACAACAACAACAACAACCAUUAUCAACCACUAAUUCGUUAUCAUUAGGAGGUUCAGCAAAAUCAUCGGGACCAAGAGGAAAAGGUUAUUCACAAAUCGCAUUAAUACCGAGAAAAGUAACACCUAAAACAACAACAGUAAAGCCACAAGCAAGCACUGCUACUACCACCACCACCACCACUACUACCACUACUGAGUCAGCGCUGACAAAUGCUGAUUUUCAAAAAAUGUUUAUUAAGAAUUAA
This is a messenger RNA of Didymodactylos carnosus, 2988 nucleotides long. The record is from the annotation of a GenBank genome assembly. NCBI's taxonomy places the organism in Eukaryota, Metazoa, Rotifera, Eurotatoria, Philodinida, Philodinidae.